UGAGCCGCCCCCACCCAGAGCAGGCAGGCAAGGCAGGCCACCACGCCCUCCCCCUCCUCUCGCUCUCGCUCUCGCUCUCCUCUCCUCUCGUCUCCUCCUCCCGUUCCGCGCCGCGCGGAAGGCCAAGGGGAGAAGGAAGGCCCUCAAGAUUUCCCCGGAACCCCCGCACCCGUCUCUCCCCACCCCACCCGCCUCCUCCACCGCAGGGGUUUCACCACCACCCACCCGUCCGCCCCUCCCGCUCCCAAUCCCAGUCAGUACCCGCCUCACCGCCGCCGCAUUCGAAGGUGUCUUGCCUGCCAUCCGCAGCAGAGUCGCCGAUUCCCCCUCUCCUGAGAGCAAGCCCUGCCGGUUUGUGGAUUUCGCUGCCAACCUUAGCUGGCCGUGGUGGGGAUUUUGGUGCCGGAGCUCUUGUCACGGCGAUUUGGGCUGGUGAUUCUCCGGGCCGUGGUUCCUUUGACGGGGGUUGGGUUGAUGGUGUUCCGGUUGGGGGUCUGAUUCGGGGGAAAGUUGAGGUUGUGUAUUUUUUUUGGAGCCCCUGGUUUCUCUGCUAUUGGAUUGAUUUGGGAUCCAUGAUCGAGAUUGCUCGGUGAAGUUUUUGGUCCUAGGGAUAUUUUUUGAUUGGCCCGGAUCAGGAAUAGAGGGUUCUCUUGAGGAGAUCUAGGGUUGCGUGUGCUAUCGUUCUGUGCAUAUUUGCUGUAGAAAAAAAAACAAAAAAAAAGGAGUAGGAGGUGGUGUGGAAGGGAAAUUUGGAGGCUAUGGCGCUGAAUUAUCCAUCCUGCUCGUUGCUGAUGAACGACGAGUGCUUUGCCAUGAUGAGAGGGUGUGGGUGCUGGUCGGAGGAGGCCUCCCCCCUGUCGUCCAUAGGGGUGAAUGCCCUGUUCCGGGAUGAUUUAGAGUCGGAGCGGGAUGAUGAGUCCGACCCUGUUGAUCUCUUGCCGACGGAUCCCUUUGGGAUGAACUUCGAGACCACACUCACUGCUGCGCUCGCCAGUUACUUCGGAGACCUCACCGGUGCUGGCCGUUUUGGAAACGGCGAUGGUGUUGCUGUUUGUGCUGACCUGAGUUAUUACUUCCUGAAUCAUGCUCUUGCACUCUCUCGAGAACCACUGAUUGGUGGUCACAGUAGUGCUUUCGAGGGACCCUUGGGGUUUGGAGGACUUGCCGCCGGUGGAGACACUGAGCAUUCUCCAGGAUUACCUCCGCGCGCAUCCUGCUCACAGUCAAUUGGGUAUGAGGAGGAUCCAUGCGCCUCUGGCAUUGCUGCAUUGGCGUGCUGUGAUGCUGUUCCUGUCCAGGAAGGAACUGCACCACAUGACGGAAUGUUGUUUGCUCUUGGCUAUCUUGGGCUUCGGGACAUCCUCUCUGUGGAGAUGGUAUGCAAAUCUUUGCAUUCUGCUGUUCGGAAUGACCCUUUACUGUGGAAGUGUAUCCAUGUUGAACAAGCCUUGUGCAAGAUUUCUGACCCCGAUCUUCUACGUUUGACACAAAAGUUCCCGGGGGCUUUGCAGUGUUUAAAUAUAAAUAAUUGCCUGAAUAUCACGGACAAGGGUUUGAAUGCUGUUCUUGAAAGUAAUCCAGGAUUAACAAAGUUGAGUAUUGCACACUGCGAACGAUUAACGUUAGAUGGUCUUAUCUCCAAUCUCAAGUCAUUUAGUAUGAAAGCGGUGUAUGGCAUCAAGAGCCUCAGAUUUGGUACACGCUUCAAUUUACCAAAAAAGCAGUAUGAGGAGUUACUAUCCUUGUUGAGCAUUGACAAGAUGCAGGAGCUGCACAACCAGGAGCCACGAUUCUGUCAAGCUAAUCAUCUUUUAUCAGAUUGCAGUGACGGAUAUGCUCUUGAUAUUGAGAUGUGCCCUAUUUGUCAGAGCUACAAACUUGUUUAUGAUUGCCCUGAAGAGGAAUGCAAUGCCAGAAGAUCUGGUAAUUGCAGAGCAUGCGGGAUUUGCAUCAAGAGAUGCGGGCAGUGUGGGAGGUGUUUAGAACCCGGUAUACAGUUUGAAGAAAAAUUUGAUCUGGUCUACCGUUGUUACAAGUGUCUAGGGGAUCCAGCCUCAUCUCUCACUGGGGAAAAGUAGAUGUGCUCUAUUUUAUCCAUUGGAAGAAUAUCUUCUCCUUGACCACCAGAGGAACAACAGUCACUGUCCAGCAGUUCAGCCAUCUUAACAUAAUAUCUCCUACCGAUGAAAAACAAAAAAAACAAAGAAGUUAGUUUGUUAUCCAAGGAGCAGUCUUUUGACAUAUACUACAUCUGUUUGCAAGAAAAAUAAAAAAACUUUGUGAAUUCAGCAAAAAGACAGGAUGGUUCCACUAUUAUGGUCUAACUACUGACAAUGAGGGAUGUUUCUUCCUGGAAUCUGCAGUUCCAAGUGUGUAAACGGCGGGUUGCUUGAAGCUGCAUCUUCCUGGGAGGAUUGAAGAUGAACUUAUUCCUUCGCUCCCUAAAAUAAAAGCUGUAUUAUUUAAACCAGUACCAUUCGAGACAUGUAAUAGUUUUAUUUUGGAGACAACGUGUGAUACGACUUGCUAGCUAGUACUCCCUCUGUUCCAUAAUUCUUGUCUCAAAUUUGCCUAAAAAUUGGAUGUAUCUAUUCCUAAAGUGUCUAGAUACAUGUAAUAUUUCGACAAGAAUUAUGGAACGGAGGGAGUAUUUCAUAUUCUCCUUGAGUAGAAAUAAAUGAUUGACUUCUAACCAAGUAUCACUGUUUUUUGAUUGCUACAUCGGCAUAUUGGCCAGUUGUAUAAUUUACUGUGAAUCUGUAAUUGAGGACACUAGGAACAAAAGUUGUUUUGGCA
Molecule: messenger RNA, 2796 nt
Organism: Brachypodium distachyon (stiff brome)
Lineage: Eukaryota; Viridiplantae; Streptophyta; Magnoliopsida; Poales; Poaceae
Product: F-box protein SKIP14
Exons: 3
Coding region: 759-2078 (439 amino acids)
Cellular component (GO): cytoplasm
Molecular function (GO): protein binding
Source: RefSeq, a predicted model, not a curated record